Messenger RNA from Colletotrichum fioriniae, 2025 nucleotides. It is a transcript of the gene UME6, whose product is annotated as DNA-binding transcriptional regulator ume6. Gene Ontology annotation, molecular function: zinc ion binding; DNA-binding transcription factor activity, RNA polymerase II-specific. The record is from RefSeq and is a predicted model, not a curated record. Gene Ontology annotation, biological process: regulation of DNA-templated transcription. Lineage: Eukaryota; Fungi; Ascomycota; Sordariomycetes; Glomerellales; Glomerellaceae.
AUGGCCGUCGCAUCUUCUGCGAAGGCCAAGUCGGCCUGCAAAGCCAACACCAACAACAGCAACAAUGCCAGCUCCAAGGCAAAGUCACAAAUGCACCGCCGUUCAAGGACAGGAUGCUACACCUGCAGAUUGCGCCGCAAGAAGUGCGACGAGGGCUCGCCAAUGUGCUCCGCUUGCAAACAUCUUGGUUUGACAUGCGAAUACAAGCGCCCAAUGUGGUGGAGCAACAACGAUGCCCGCCGCAAGCACAAGGACGACAUCAAGAUGAUUAUCAAGCGCAAGAAGCUCUCGGAAAAGGCGUCGCACACAAUUCAGACUUCCGUCGGCUCUCCUCCCGGCCUGUCGCACUCUCUGCCCACCUCUGCUACCUUCUCCGACCCUCUAGACCGCACUCGCUCCGCCUCCAUCGACUCGCACUUUUCCCAGGCUUUCAACUUCAACAGCCCGCCAACUGUCGGUGCCGAGUAUGCUGCCUACAACCCCCAGAUGCACCCCGACUUCAUGUUCGGUGGCUUUCCCUCGCCUUACGAGAUUGACGUCAAGACUGAACGCCAGGUCUACAUGAACGAUGUGCCCACUCUGAGGGAGUCGACCAUUUCCACCUUUAGCACCUACCACACUCCCCCACCCCCGGGAACCAUCCUGCCUUCCUCUGUGCCCCUCGACGGCGAGUGGACCGAGCAGAUCUACUCUGAGCGUAAGGAGUCCCUCAGCGAGGAGGCUCUCAACGUCAACUUCUUCGACUUCUCUCAUGGCCCGGCCAUGUCCAACCGCCAGGUCGCAGUUGAGCUUGAUGAGAACGACCAGCGCCUGCUGGACCACUUUAUCCAAUUCGUCCUGCCCACCAUCUUCCCCAUUCUCGACUCCAACCAACAUGGCUCAGUCGGCUCCGAUCUGAUCUUGCCGGCUCUGCAGAGCAACAAGGGUUACCUGCACUGCUGCCUGAGCAUCGCCGCCCAGCACUACAAGGCAACCAUGAACGUCCCCGGAGAGGAAAUUGACCAGGACAUUAUGCGCCAUCGAUACGCCACCAUCUCGUCUCUUUGUGACGCUCUGAACAAGGACGAGAACCAUCAGGAGAUUCUCGAGGCUGCUUUGGGUCUCAUCUUCUUCCAGUGUGUCGUCGGUCGCUUCGACGAUGCACUGCCCGACAUCCCUUGGCACCAGCACUUCCAAGCUGCCAUCAGCUUGGUCCAGAAGCUUGACCUCCCCCGCCUGGUGUCGGACCCCAAUGAGCAGAUGACUCAAACUCCCUUCAACAUGACUUUGACCUCCUGGAUUGAUAUCCUCGGCGCCACCAUGCAGGGACAAGCACCGACCUUCGCUCACACCUACCGUGAGAAGCACCUGUCAAACAACCCCAGCCUGGGUCUUCGCGAGCUCAUGGGUUGCGAUGACCGUGUCAUGUACCUCAUCUCUGAGAUCGCCUGCCUCGAAGCUCUCAAGGGAAGCGGCAUGGACGACAUUACUCUUUGCCAACACGUCCAUGCACUUGGUGACCAGAUCAACCUCACCGAGAUUGGCGAGCCUGGUCCCAAGAUGCCUUACAACAAUAAUGGAAGCCUUUCCCCUAAGCAGCUUUCCAAGAACAUGACAGCCGCAUUCCGCCUUGCCGCUCGCAUUUACCUUUGCAGCUUGGUACCCGGCUUCAAUCCCGCGCAGGCUUCCUGCGUCGGCUUGGUUGAGAAGCUUGCCAACGUUCUCCAACUCAUCCCCUCGGGACCUGGAGGCUUCGACCGCAGUCUCGUCUGGGUGUACCUCGUUGGCGGCUCUGUCAGCUUGCCUGGCAGCUCUUUCCGCGCCCUCUUUGAGGACCGCGUUGCCCAGCUUGGCGAUGUCUCUGACUGCGGCUCUUUCGGUCGCGUCGCCUCCCUCCUCAACGAAGUAUGGAUGCAGACAGGCAACAUCAAGAGCAGUGACAGCUGCGCCGGCAGCCCUGGUUCCACGCAAGGAGCUGAGGCGGUAGCAUACAUCCACUGGAGGGAUGUCAUGCAGAUGAAGGGCUGGGACUUCUUGCUCAUCUAG